This is a messenger RNA of Ostrea edulis (European flat oyster), 4144 nucleotides long. RefSeq names its product fibropellin-1-like. Lineage: Eukaryota; Metazoa; Mollusca; Bivalvia; Ostreida; Ostreidae. The record is from RefSeq and is a predicted model, not a curated record. Gene Ontology annotation, biological process: heterophilic cell-cell adhesion; cell communication; establishment or maintenance of epithelial cell apical/basal polarity. Gene Ontology annotation, molecular function: calcium ion binding. Bases 165 to 3575 code for a protein of 1136 amino acids. Gene Ontology annotation, cellular component: protein-containing complex; plasma membrane. The transcript has 12 exons.
AUUAUGACGAUAAUUUGGCGUGCUCACGCCAUUGCUUGUCUCCAGUGAUUCGCUCACAAAUCGUGCGAGUAUUGACUCCGACGCAGGAAACAGACCCACUUAUCAGUCUCUCAAAACAAACGUCAGUAUCACAGAGGGGGAGCCGGAGCUUAGUCUCGUCCAAGAUGCUGACCGUGGCAUGUCGUCUGAUUGCUUUAGGAACUCUCAUUACCAUAUGUGAGGGUUCAGGUGCUGUCUCAUUUAAGAUGAUUCGUUACUACAAUCCUGGUGGGCGGGGCAGAAAUGGACAUCCUUGUGACGGCAAGUUCUUCUUUAGCGCAAGUGAUUGUGACCAUCGGUUUAUCAUCUGUAUGGACGUAUCGGGCGGACCUAACAAUGCGUACAGGUGCCCGUACGGACGGAAGGCCACGAAUGAAGUGAGCAAUAAUAACAACGUAUACUUCGGCAGCAGUGUAGGGGGUGUGGCCAACCCCAUGUUGUUUCCCUUUGUCAUGUGGCCGGGCAGCCUCAAAAUUAAGGUGGAGGUGUGGGAUAGUGACGACAACGGGGACGAUUACGUCGACUUCCUGGCAGCUGUGUAUAAGACGACUCCAGCCUUCAAUGCCACUUCUGCUGAUGUGGUACCCUACACACUGAGUUCACGAACAACGUUAUGGUUAAAUCUUCAAGUUUAUUGCGAUAAGGAUUUUUACGGGAAAUAUUGCACCACCUUUUGCCACCCACGUGACGACAAAUAUGGGCACUACACAUGCAAUUCUACAACUGGAGCUAAGAUAUGCACUGAAGGUUGGCGAGGAAUUUUUUGUCACGUCAAGAUCGACCACUGCCAAGAUGCACAGUGUCAAAAUGGAGCCACAUGUGUCAAUUCACAUGGAAGUUAUCUUUGCGUUUGCGCAGACGGUUUCAACGGUACACAAUGUGAAAUUGAUGUAGAUGAAUGUCAAUCAUCCCCAUGUCAAAAUAAUGCGACAUGUACAGACUCAAUUAAUGGAUUCCAAUGUACGUGUUUGGAAGGGUUUUCUGGAAAUGUGUGUUCCGAAAAUAUAGAUGACUGUCAGUUAAACACGUGUCAAAACAAUGCCACGUGUAAAGAUUUGAUUGGAGAUUUCGAUUGUCAGUGCGGAAGUGGUUGGACAGGUAAGCUUUGUGAUGUCAAUAUUAACGAAUGUAGCAGUAGCCCCUGUCAUGAGGUUGCCACGUGUGUAGAUGAUAUAGACGGCUUCCGUUGCAUGUGUCCCCGUGGUAGAACUGGCACCCUUUGUGAAUCCGAUGUGAAUGAAUGUCUCACCUUUACUUGUAAUAAUGGUGGUACCUGUGUUAAUACUGCUGGAAGCUUCUACUGCACAUGCCCAGACGCUUGGACUGGGGAAUCGUGUAACAUUGAUGUCGAUGAAUGUGAAAAUACCCCAUGUAUAAAUGGAAAUUGCACCAACCAUGACGGACAUUUCUCUUGUAAAUGUUCAAAUGGGUGGAUGGGUGUUUUAUGCAACGUUGAUGUGGACGAGUGUUUAAAUGACCCCUGCUAUGGAUCAGCUACCUGUGAAAAUAGUAACGGCAGCUUUUCCUGUCUCUGCCCGCCGGGAUACUCGGGCGACUUCUGUGAAGAAAAUAUAAAUGACUGCGAUCCCAACCCCUGUCGACAUAAUGCAACGUGUAGCGACCGAGUAAAUGAUUUCAAUUGUACGUGCAAAUCUGGUUUUGUUGGCAAACGUUGUGAAAGCAAUGUUAACGAAUGCUUAUCGAAUCCUUGCCUUCACAAUUCCACAUGUAUGGACACCGUCGGGUCCUUUGAGUGUUUGUGUCCAAAGGGAGCCCACGGUACACUGUGUGAGGUAGACGAAGAUGAAUGUGAAUCGAAUCCAUGUUUUGGAUCCGCCACUUGUGUGGAUGAGUUGGGAGGAUACAGGUGUAUCUGUCCGCCUGGCAUGGAGGGUGAGCAUUGUGAAGUUAACAUCAAUGAAUGUUCAACGUCACCUUGUGCUUCGGGAGCAACAUGUGUGGAUGGACUGAACUCGUUUAGUUGCAUUUGCCCAGAGGGAUUCACAGGGAGGGUAUGUGACGUCGAUAUUGAUGAAUGCAGUUCGAAUCCAUGUCAGAAUAUGUCAACAUGUGUUGAUACAGUGAACGGAUACAGAUGUAUUUGUCCCAGUGGAAUGACUGGCGUACAUUGUGAGCUAAACGUUAAUGAAUGUUCGUCAAGUCCAUGUCUGAAUAAUGCUACUUGUAUUGACCUCAUGAAUCAGUAUUCUUGCAUAUGCACGUUAGGUUUCAUUGGAGGUCAUUGUGAGAUGGAGAUUGACGAAUGCUCCUCUAACCCCUGUCUUCAUGGUGGAACCUGUAUAGAUCAUUUGGGUGGCUAUCAAUGCCAGUGCCUAUCUGCCUACACUGGAGAUAACUGCGAGGUUGAAAUCGAUGAAUGCCUCUCAAACCCUUGCCAAAAUGGAGCUACGUGUCAUGAUGGCAUAGCUGGAUAUACAUGUUCUUGUAGUCAAGGAUACACGGGAGUUCAUUGUGAAGGAGAUAUUGAUAACUGUGAAUCUAACCCCUGUCUCGGGGAGUCAGAGUGUCAGAAUUCCAUUAACGGAUUCUCGUGCAAGUGUCAGGGAGGUUUCCAAGGCGACAUCUGCGAUGUGGAUGUAGACGAAUGUGCGGAAUCGCCGUGUGGAAAACACGGCACUUGUGUAAACUUUCCGGGAACGUUCUCUUGCACGUGUCCUGACGGUAUCCAAGGAGCUCUGUGCAAUGAAGAUGUGGAUGAAUGUCUUAAUAACCCCUGCCAUGGGAAAUCCACCUGUGUCAAUGAAUUCGGAUCUUCACGAUGUCUAUGUGAAUUAAACCGGUCAGGUACACUGUGUGACGUCAAAAACAGUUGUUAUAGCAGCCCGUGUGAGAACGGCGGCACGUGCAGCACCACCGAGGGCGGCAAUUUUAAGUGUCAAUGUUUGGGUGGAUGGGCGGGGCCAACAUGUUCGUUACCACUAUCCCCAGACUGCAGUCCCAUCACAGUUAAAGUGGAUGGGCAGCUGAAUAAACAAGAAAAGGAUAACUUUGUGAAGAACUUCAUGGAACAUUUAUCCGGCAAAUACAGCGUACCACAAUCCGAUAUUUACUUAAUAGUUGAUAGCAUACCGGAAGUCAAAGAAAAUAAUAUAUCGGAUACGAUAUUAACGGUGCGAGUUUUCAUAAAGAGGCAAGCCGUGUGUCGGGAAGAGUUGCAGCCCUUGAUGCCGGGGUUAACAGGUUCCUUGGCGUCUGAUGGUCAGCCGCGGAGUAGUCAAGUCGUCCGUAACAAACAAGAUGAGAACUGGCUGUCUCUGAAUUGGUAUGUGGUGGUUGUCGCCGUGUCUGCUGCUUUAAUGAUAGUACUUGUUAUCGUUUUUGUUCUGAGGAGAAAAAGACAGAAGCACGUGAUCAACAGAAAUGGGAGCCGACGUUACAACAGCGAUGCUGACGUCACACACCUGGACGAGGCGGAUGGCUUUAUACCGAUCACGUUUGAAAAUUCGCUGUAUGCAACAGUACAACCAGAGGAACCUAUCAGAGUAUCGACAAGAUAUGACUUUGAUGACAGUUGAAUAUUGUAGGAGAGAGAGAGAGAGAGAGAGAGAGAGAGAGAGAGAGAGAGAGAGAGAAUUUGGGACACCAUUCUUCAUGAAUUUUACUUUUCAUUGUGCAACUUCAUGAAACUGCUGGAUACAGUUCCUCAAAAGUUGAUUAGAUUAAUACAUAUUAAGGAUGCAUGCUACACCAAAGAAAUUUGAUAUAUGGAUGAAAAAUGGAGGACAUGUACAACAAUAUUUUGAAAUUUAAAAAUUUCAAAUUUACUUUAUUUCGUAAAAGAAAAUGCCAUUUUAGUAGAAAACAAUCUGAAAAAAAUUAAAACCCUGCUGCAUGGUCUUGAACCCGUGAUCUACAUUUUUGCAGACGACGUACUUACCUGCUGAGCUACUCAGUUAGGCAAUGAAAUUUUAAUUGAAUAGACAAAUAUUGCUGAUAUUCAUAUUUUCAUCCAUGUUUCAAAAGGAAGUCAGCCAUUAUGAUGAUGUAGUAUUCCUCCUUAAUACUUGUACCAGUCACUUUUAAAAAUUUUUUCAUGGUGUAUAUAUUGCAAAAUAUGUGUUCAUUAAAAUUGCUUCAUUUUCAA